AUGCGCGUUUGUGUGCCCCUCCUUGCGCUAGUCACACCGCGGUACGUGCCCAGACACCUUCCGUCGACGAGCAGUCCAGGUUCAUGUCCAGUCUUUCCCAUUGACUUUUGGUUGGUUGGCAGUUGGGUCUUGCCUGUUGAAGCUUUUCGGCCCAAGCUUCCGCCGCAUUCCGUCCAGCACCGACCCUUGGACCCAAUUGGACCACUGGACCUGCCCGGGGAUGUUUGGCAACUGCACCUCACUCUAUCCGUUCUUUUAACCACAUGGUAA
This is a messenger RNA of Colletotrichum lupini, 270 nucleotides long. RefSeq lists its product as uncharacterized. The record is from RefSeq and is a predicted model, not a curated record. Bases 1 to 270 code for a protein of 89 amino acids. The transcript is spliced from 2 exons. Lineage: Eukaryota; Fungi; Ascomycota; Sordariomycetes; Glomerellales; Glomerellaceae.